UGGACAAGAAAACAAGCUCAAAACGUCAAAAUAAGUACUAUUGUUUUAUUUUCUUUAUUAUUUUAUUUCUUCUUUCAAAAGUCUUACCUUGAUCAGAUUUUUUGCUCCUAUUUUUUUCUCUUCCUCCAAACACUGGAUGGUCAAGUGGCAAAAACCAAAUAGAUACUGUAAGUCCUUUUUUUGGGUUAAUUUUUAUUCUCUCUUGUAGUGAAAAAGAAAAUAAAAAAUAAUGUAUAAACAUAAAUUUACAGUUUUUUCAAUCUUGGAGCAGAUUUUUUUUAAAACUCUUUAUUCUGUAAUAUAAAUAAAAAAUUUUGGUUUUUGAUAAGUUGUUAAUUCCUGGCUGCUUUUAAGUUAAAAAUACCGGUACAUGUAAGCUGUUGCUUGUUGUUUGGAUGUUGAGAAAACUGGAAAAAGAAAAGAGAAAUACUUGUUUUUUUGAAGUAAUAAAAGAGAAAUACUUGAAUCAAAAUAUGGAAUAAAUUUGAACUUUAGCACAAUAUUGAGUUAAACUUUUUUAUUUUCUUUGAGUCCUGAGAAAUUGGAAACAUGUUUGGUUGCUGGGAAAAAUGAAGAAAGAGAACGCCAAAAAAAAAAAAAAAGAAUAUUUUUACAUUAAUUUGGUUUUUCUCAACAAGAGUUUAAGAUUCUUUGGUAUUUGUGGCGGUUUUUUCCUAGCUAAGGAUGAAACGAUUGUUUUAUAGUUUUAGUUGCUGAGAAAUUCGAGGAAAGGAAGACAAAUAUGUAUAAUUUGUCUUUUUUUAAUUAUUAUUUUUUUGCUAUGAACAAAAAUUCUUGUUUGGAAGCUGUAAUUUUUUUACUUAUAAAAGUAGAUAUGCAUCAGAAAUUGGAGGUUUAACAGAGGACAGUUUUUUGUUGGUUUGCUAAAGAUUGAGAGAAAAGAAGAACAAUCGAUCAAAGGCUUUCACUUAUGCUGCUUCUCUUGCUUCUCAACUUAAAAAAGCAAGAAAAGAACUUUUCCAAAUGGAGCAGCCACUUGAGAACCUCCAUGACAAAAAUGAUCAUGUUCUUGAUAUUCCAAAUGAUGUUCAACAUGGGAAUAAUGUUCUUUCAAGGAAUUCUCAAGGACCUGUGAUUCAGCCUACCCCCUCUGGUGGAUCUAGUCAUGGGAGUUUUAUAUCAUCUUUUAGCUUUUGGAUUUACAUUAGACUAGUUUUUAAUAUAACUCAGAUUGCUGCAUCAAUGGCUGUUCUAGUAGUUUCGAGGAAUGAGAAGCAUCAAGCUCCAUUGUCCAUUUGGAUUGUGGGUUAUGCAGUGGGGUGUGCUGCUAGUAUUCCCAUCCUAUUCCAUCAUUGUUUUCUUCCAUAUCCCGUGCUUAGCAGAUUUUUGGAGCGCUUUAAAUGGAUGGUAAAAGUGUACUUUUUUAUCUGGUUUGUAAUUGGCAAUGUUUGGCUAUUCGGGGGGUACCCUUCUCCAGGGGCUCCAAAUUUGCGCAGGUUAUGUGUAAUGUUUCUUGUCUUUAGCUAUCUUGAGUUUACUAUGCCCUUCAUCCUGUGUGCUGUUUUAGCAUGCUGCUGUGGAGACCUAGGUCUAAUUAGAGGAGCCACUUCAGAAUGCAUCAAUUCUCUGCCAACAUACACUUUCAAGUUACAGAAAGAUGGUAGUGGCAGCAUAAGGACAAUCAAUUCAGAAGUUAAAGGAGGGGUUGAAGCAGCAGGAGAUGAAAAGGAAUGUGCUAUUUCAGGGGAUGAUGCAGUUUGUUGCAUUUGUUUGGCAAGUUAUGCGGAUAAUGAUGUGCUGAAGGAGCUCCCUUGCUCUCAUUUCUUCCAUUCCAGCUGUGUAGAUAAAUGGCUAAAGAUUAAAGCAGUCUGUCCGCUUUGCAAAUGCACAAUUUUGUCGAAGAAAUGAGGGAUUGCUUUUUGCUAUUGGCAUUUGUCUGAUAAUCACACCACCCUUCCACAUACUUUCCUCUCCUCGUUCCAUUCUGCAACUUGCUCAUAUUAGCAAUUCUAGAAGACCAACAAAAUGAGAAACAGCAAAGAUUGUACAUUCGGACUACGAUAAUAUACAUCAUACUUAAAUACAAUCCUGUCGAUUUGUUCAUUUUUAAUGGACUUGAAUUUUAAAAUUCCACCUGGCUGCUCCUUUCUUUUCUGAAGGUUAAUCCAAUGAUGUUCUCAUCAUAAGCUCCAUUUUUGUUUUUUUGGUUUGUUUUUAUGGUAAUUAAAGUACCUUUUGAUAAUUUUCAGAAGUAAAUUUUGGUAGAAGUAAUAUCACAUACGCAGGUUUUUUCCAUCAACAUACGGUUAAAGACAAACGUACUUAAUAUUGUUUUUUCAUCUUCUGAGUUUUUGGUUGUAGUAAGUGUUGGAAACAAAAGAUAAAAGUCCCAGGGUUGAUUGUGCUGCACUGUUGCAGAUAAAGACCACCUUUAAAUGGAACGAGGAUGAUAUUGGGAAUGGUAAAGCUCAAUAAAUCUUGAAUUGAAUUACAUCUUUCAUUGGAACAUGGGAUACCAUUUCUCAAGGCAUUCCAUAAAUGAAGUGUUACCCUUCUAUAACAACCAAUUUCAGCUUAUUUUUUGCCUGCUGAUAAAAGAUAAGAAAAAUAUAUGCAGAGUCA
Durio zibethinus is the source of this 2583-nucleotide messenger RNA. RefSeq names its product E3 ubiquitin-protein ligase At4g11680-like. Gene Ontology annotation, molecular function: zinc ion binding. The record is from RefSeq and is a predicted model, not a curated record. NCBI's taxonomy places the organism in Eukaryota, Viridiplantae, Streptophyta, Magnoliopsida, Malvales, Malvaceae.